GGAUCUUGCCGCUUGCAGUUCCCGGCACGGCCGCCAGGGGCCGCCGGGCUCUUUGUUUUCCUUUCUCGCCCGUGGUUGGGGCCAGAGGCCUGCAGAGCGCAUGCUCUGGGGCAGUUCGCGGCCCGCGGGCGAGCGCUGGAGUUCCUUGUGGCCGACCUGCAUCGAGGACAGGAAGAUGCCACCCAAGCGCAUAACUAAGAGAAGGUCACCCCCAGAAGAUGCCAUACCCAAAAGCAAGAAGGUGAAGGUCUCACACAGGUCCCACAGCACAGAACCAGGCUUAGUGCUGACACUGGGCCAGGGUGACGUGGGCCAGCUGGGACUGGGGGAGAAUGUGAUGGAGAGGAAGAAGCCAGCCCUGGUGUCCGUUCCAGAGGAUGUUGUGCAGGCCGAAGCUGGGGGCAUGCACACCGUGUGUCUAAGCAAAAGUGGCCAGGUCUACUCCUUCGGCUGCAAUGAUGAGGGUGCCCUGGGAAGGGACACAUCAGUGGAGGGCUCAGAGAUGGUCCCUGGGAAAGUGGAACUACAAGAGAAGGUGGUACAGGUGUCAGCAGGAGAUAGUCACACAGCAGCUCUCACCGAUGAUGGCCGUGUCUUCCUCUGGGGCUCCUUCCGGGACAAUAACGGUGUGAUCGGGCUGUUGGAGCCCAUGAAGAAGAGUAUGGUGCCUGUGCAGGUGCAGCUGGAUGUGCCUGUGGUGAAGGUGGCCUCAGGAAACGACCACUUGGUGAUGCUAACAAUUGAUGGCGAUCUCUACACCUUGGGCUGUGGAGAGCAGGGACAGCUAGGCCGUGUGCCUGAGUUAUUUGCCAACCGUGGUGGCCGGCAGGGCCUUGAACGACUCCUGGUCCCCAAGUGUGUGAUGCUAAAAUCUAGGGGAAGCCGGGGCCAUGUGAAAUUCCAAGAUGCCUUCUGUGGCGCCUAUUUCACCUUUGCCAUCUCCCGUGAGGGCCAUGUAUAUGGCUUUGGACUCUCCAACUACCAUCAGCUUGGAACUCCAGGCACAGAAUCUUGCUUCAUACCCCAGAACCUAACAGCCUUCAAGAACUCCACCAAGUCCUGGGUGGGCUUCUCUGGUGGCCAACACCAUACAGUCUGCAUGGAUUCAGAAGGAAAAGCAUACAGUCUGGGCCGGGCUGAGUAUGGGCGGCUGGGCCUUGGGGAAGGUGCUGAGGAGAAGAGCAUACCUACUCUCAUCUCCAGGCUGCCUGCCGUCUCCUCAGUGGCUUGUGGGGCCUCUGUGGGGUAUGCUGUGACCAAAGAUGGUCGUGUUUUUGCCUGGGGCAUGGGCACCAACUUCCAGCUGGGGACAGGGCAGGAAGAAGACGCGUGGAGCCCCGUGGAGAUGACAGGCAAACAGCUGGAGAAUCGUGUGGUCUUGUCUGUGUCCAGUGGGGGCCAGCACACAGUCUUAUUAGUCAAGGAUAAGGAACAGAGUUGAUGAAGCCUCUGAGGGCCUGGCUCCUGGCCCCUCCCCCAAACUCCCUCACAGAACAACAAAGCAGUGACAACUACAGAUGCUUGCAGGCCUCUCUCCCCAGCUCUGAACACUGUGUCAUCUCCUGCCUUUUUACCAUCCGCAGAACAGAAUCCUUUUCCUUUUAUUUCUUCUCUUUGGGAAUUAUCCUGGGACCUGCAGGAUGACGGUGUGGAGGGAUGGACAGGGGGCUUUUCAGAAGGAACACUGCUGCAUCCCAGAGCUGUGUGGUUAGACCUUUUCUCCCAUUUCCCUACCUUCCAUGGUCCUGGCUUGCCCUGGCUUUGCCUACCAUGAAACCAAAACUUCCUUCCCUUUGGGGGUUUGGUACCCACACUCUGAGUGGGGCUUCAUCAAGCCCCACUCUAGUCCUUUUCCUGCCCCUAACAAAAUACAGGCAGACAAAUGGUACAGUCAUCAGACCCAGCUAUCAUGGACCCACACCUGGGGCAAUUGAGAAAAGGGCAGGGCUACAUGGCUGUGAACAACCCUAAGCCAAAUAUUUGGCUCUGAAUAGGUGUCCUUGGGACAAAAAAGAAUG
Messenger RNA from Carlito syrichta (Philippine tarsier), 2018 nucleotides. It is a transcript of the gene RCC1, whose product is annotated as regulator of chromosome condensation 1. Gene Ontology annotation, molecular function: guanyl-nucleotide exchange factor activity. Lineage: Eukaryota; Metazoa; Chordata; Mammalia; Primates; Tarsiidae. The record is from RefSeq and is a predicted model, not a curated record. Gene Ontology annotation, cellular component: cytoplasm. The transcript has 10 exons. The coding region runs from base 101 to 1441 and encodes 446 amino acids.